Messenger RNA from Balaenoptera acutorostrata (minke whale), 3009 nucleotides. RefSeq names its product zinc finger protein 18 (gene ZNF18). The transcript has 7 exons. Bases 1229 to 2854 code for a protein of 541 amino acids. The record is from RefSeq and is a predicted model, not a curated record. Gene Ontology annotation, biological process: regulation of transcription by RNA polymerase II. NCBI's taxonomy places the organism in Eukaryota, Metazoa, Chordata, Mammalia, Artiodactyla, Balaenopteridae. Gene Ontology annotation, molecular function: RNA polymerase II cis-regulatory region sequence-specific DNA binding; DNA-binding transcription factor activity, RNA polymerase II-specific.
UGCGUCGGGAGCCGGCGCCGCGGGCCGAGGUGAGCGCGCGUGGGCUGGUCAGGCCUGGCCGCGGCAGCCCGGGGUCUGGCCUGGCGCCGCCCGCGUCCGCGCCGGACUCGGCCGGAACUCCGGGAGCGGCGGUCGGGCCGGCGGACGCGCGCCCAAGUGCCCAGGAGCGCGCGCGGGGACGCGGCGAGUGCGGGGGAGGGGCGGCGGGGCUGUGAGUGGACUCUGGGGUCGUGGAGACCCGGUACCCCGGACCGGGCCCUGCGUCCCUGAGCCUGUGGGCCCCUCCGGACUCUCCGGCCACGUCUCUGGACUGGGACCGAAAAGGGGCCCCUCCCUCCUGCCUUCCCCCAAAGGCUGGAAGUGAGCCUCGGGAAGAGGGAACCCGGAUGGGCUGAUGCCCGGAGUCUCUUUCCCGGCGCUGUUGGCGUCGUGGGCGCAGGGUGGAGAACGCAGUGGGCAGCACUGCCCGGCGCCUGGCAGGCCUGGAUCCCCCCUGGCCUCCGGGGCGCUAAAUGCCUGUAGCUUCUCCUCCCCUCCAGCCCUUUGUGACAGCUCCCAAAUCCGCCCCCCAAAUUCAAAGGUUUGCAGCUCUCCUCCCCAGAGCACAGGCUUAGAGCUUCCUGGGUUUGAAUUUGGCCGCCGCUGUGAGCCUCAGAGGUUGCUGACCUGUACACUGUAAUACUCGCCUUGCUGGGUAAUUGUGAGGAUUAGAAACGACUUGAACCGGGCCUAAUAAGGAGCUGAUGCAUAGUGUUAAAGAAAAAGUUCUCAGAGACUCGUUAAAAACGACACAUGGAUGCAGACAUUGGAGUGUUUUGCAGAAGAGCUGUUUACCUGGAAACCCACAGUGAAAACGCUUAACGUGGUGCGUUUCAUUCUUCUACUUGGUCUGGCCUUUUGAAGACCAAGAGAGAACGCUGUAAAAAUGGUCAGGGUGAUGAUGACAGUUUAGAUAUGGUAGUAGUGGUUUGCUCCGUGGCUUCAGGUUUACCAUCUUUCAAAAUAGAUUAGCGUGUCCAUUGACUUGAGAAGAUGCACGGUUGCCUCCGAGGCGUCUCAGGUGGCGCGUGACUUUGUCCUUUUCUGAAACUGCGUCCCUCUCGUCUGCGUAGCAUCACUGUCACUCCCCCUCCGGCGUCCCUGUGAGAGGCUCUGUGAAGACCUGGUUCCCCCAGGGACAACUCCGUCCCAGAAGCACGUCACCUAAAAGGACUUGCCAAGCCAGACGAUGCCCGUGGAGCUGGGGCAGGCUCCAGUCCUGCUGCCGCCACUGGCCAAGGCCAAGGAGUCCGCGUUCUCUGGGCCAGACGCCACCCCUCGCGGGGAGCCCUCCAGCUCUGAGACUGCACGCCAGCUUUUCAGGCAGUUUCCUUACCAGGUGAUGUCCGGGCCCCACGAAACCCUGAGACAACUUCGGAAGCUCUGCUCCCAGUGGCUGCAGCCAGAGGUUCACACCAAGGAGCAGAUCCUAGAGAUCCUGACGUUGGAGCAGUUCCUGACCAUCCUGCCCGGGGAGAUCCAGAUGUGGGUGCGGAAGCAGUGUCCAGGCAGCGGGGAGGAAGCAGUGACCCUCGUGGAGAGCUUGAGGGGGGACCCCCAGAGGCUGUGGCAGUGGAUCAGCAUCCAAGUUCUGGGACAGGAAGUCUUAUCACAGAAGGCGGAGCCUGAAAGCUGCCCACUGGGGGAAGCGGAGGCGCACGUUGAAGUGCCUCAGGAGCUGGGGCUUCAGAACUCAGCCUGCCGGUCUGGGGAGCCACUGAGCCACAUCGUGAAAGAGGAGGCCGACUCGGAACACGGACUAGCCCUGGCUGCCUCCCCGCUUCCUGCCCGACCCGAGGAAAGGCUCGUCAGAGACCAAGACUGUGGAGCCUGCCUUCUCCACACGGCACCUCAGGAGCAGUGGAGGCACCUGGAUUCCACUCAAAAGGAGCAAUACUGGGAUCUCAUGCUGGAGACUUACGGGAAAAUGGUCUCAGGAGGCAUUUCCAAUCCCAAGCAUGACCUGACUGAUCCAGCUGGGUUUGGGGCAGAGCUGACAGGACCACACCUGCACAUCAGCGAGAAGAUCCCAAGACCCACCUGCAUAGGGGACAGACAGGAGAAUGACAAAGAGAACUUAAACUUGGAGAACUACAGGGACCAGGACCCUCAAGCCUCAGGAGAGCCUCCUCAGACUUCCCUGAGUGGCCUCUUCAGCAAGGAUGAGCCGAGAUGCUUUGGAGAAGGAGAGAAUCUCCCCGAGGCCCAGGAGAACCUUCAUGGUGAGGGGACAGGGGCGCAGCUCUCUCCCCGAGAGAGGAGUUCCGGGACACAGCUGGGUCAGCAUCCGCCGCCUCUUCCCGGAGAGCCGUCCGCGCCGUGGCUGGAGGGGAAGAGAGAGGCCUCCCCGCGACGGCAGCCGAGAGCUCCCAUGGCCCAGAGACUCCCUACCUGCAGGGAGUGUGGGAAAACCUUCUACCGGAAUUCCCAGCUGGAUUUUCACCAAAGAACUCACAGUGGAGAGACGUACUUUCAGUGCCCCACCUGCAAAAAAGCCUUUCUGCGGAGUUCAAACUUCGUGAAGCAUCAGCGAAUCCACACGGGCGAGAAGCCCUGCAAGUGUGAUACGUGUGGGAAGGGCUUUAGCGACUUCUCGGGGCUGCGCCACCACGAGAAAAUCCACACGGGGGAGAAGCCCUAUAAGUGCCCCAUCUGUGAGAAGAGUUUUAUUCAGAGAUCCAACUUUAAUAGGCACCAGAGGGUUCACACAGGAGAGAAACCCUAUAAGUGCUCCCGCUGUGGGAAAAGUUUCAGCUGGAGCUCAAGCCUUGCCAAACAUCAAAGAUCCCAUUUGGGAAAGAAGCCCUUUCAAUAGCCAAGCUCUCUGAGCCCAUGUCUGUCUCUCGGUCCAUUUAAAAAUACUUGGCGGGCUUACCUGGUGGUGCAGUGGUUAACAAUCCGCCUGCCAAUGCAGGGGACACGGGUUCGAGCCCUGGUCCGGGAAGAUCCCACAUGCCGCGGAGCAACUCA